Molecule: messenger RNA, 2003 nt
Organism: Etheostoma spectabile (orangethroat darter)
Lineage: Eukaryota; Metazoa; Chordata; Actinopteri; Perciformes; Percidae
Gene: ttll2
Product: tubulin tyrosine ligase-like family, member 2
Exons: 4
Coding region: 72-1958 (628 amino acids)
Biological process (GO): microtubule cytoskeleton organization; protein polyglutamylation
Cellular component (GO): ciliary basal body
Molecular function (GO): tubulin-glutamic acid ligase activity; tubulin binding
Source: RefSeq, a predicted model, not a curated record
UUCAUUUACCUGGCAGAAAGGACAUAAGACUAUUAGCUAAUGCUAACAGCAUUCAAAGUUGACGAUGCUGCAUGGCUGCAUCGCUGGUGUUCAGACUGCAUGACAGAGGUCCAGAGGUGGUGAGGGAGGUGCUUCUGGAGCGAGGAUGGGAGGAAUACGACCAAGAGAAACGCAAGGAAGAAGACUGGAACCUCUACUGGCGGGGCUCUGCCUUUCGCAACUCAGAAUAUCACAACCUGUUGCCAUGGCAGCGGCUCAACCACCACCCCAAAACUGUUGGCAUCACACGCAAGGACUGCUUGGCACGCAACCUGAGGAGAAUGAGAGCCACGUUUGGUUCAGCUCUCUACGACUUCAGUCCCACCGCCUUCAUCCUCCCCAACGACUACACCCGCUUCCUGUCUGAAUACAACAAGCUGCGUCUGACCCGAGGGCCGUCGGCCUUCUGGAUAUGCAAGCCCGUGGAUCUCUCCAGAGGCAGAGGGAUCUUCAUCUUUGAGGACAUUAAGGACUUGGUCUACGACUCCUGUGUGAUCGUACAGAGGUACGUCAGCAACCCUCUGCUGAUCUCCGGCUACAAGUUUGACCUGAGGAUCUAUGCGUGUGUGAAGAGCUUUCAUCCACUGACGGUUUACAUUCAUCAAGAAGGCCUGGUGCGUUUCGCCACCGAGAAGUACAACCUUUCAUCGCUGCAUAACCUGUACGCUCACCUCACCAACACCAGCAUCAACAAGUUUGGUCCCUUCUACAAAACCGAAAAGGAGAGAGUAGGCCAAGGAUGCAAGUGGACCAUGAGCAAGUUCAGGCAUUUUCUCCACAGCCUAGACAUCAAUGAGCUUCUUUUGUGGCAGAGGAUCAACAGCAUCGUCACUCUGACCCUGCUCACCAUCGCUCCCUCCGUCCCCUCCUGUCCAAACUGUGUGGAGCUGUUUGGCUUCGACAUCCUGAUCGACGUCAAGUUCAAACCUUGGCUUCUGGAGGUUAACUACAGCCCUGCGUUGACUCUGGACUGCCAAGCAGAUAUUACAGUGAAAAAAGGGCUAAUCGGCGAUCUGAUUGAUUUGAUGAACUAUACGUUGAUUGACAGCUUGAGAGAGAAGGCCUAUCAGAGACAAGGGUACACGCAGCGUUAUUUCCAUGCUAACUACCCCUCACAUGUUUCCAUACCGGUGUUGUCAAAGUUUAAAGAAUCCAAAUAUCAGAAGCAAAGGACUGGUCGCCAGGCACUACCUUUGAUAACAACGGUUGAAAAGAUGAACCAAAGGCAGUCCAGACAACAUGCUUUUGUAGCCGACUACCAAAGGCACCUUCCCCAUGUGGACUUAAACGAGACAUAUGCAUCCAGUGGCGGAAUAGUUGACACCACAGCCAACAAAACCUGCACCGACAGAAAAACCCUAAACCUGACACUCGGACCACACUCAAGGACAAAAGUGUCAGUGGUAAACAGACAGCCGUGUCCAGCUCUUGCACCGUGGCUGGCAGACAACAGGAGUCCUCACGUGUCUGAGGUUACAGACCAUGACAAGACUGAAAUAGAAGCUGAGACGGAGCCCGGAAGAGAUACAGACGUUUCCUCUUGGAUACGUGAUAUCCCGCACAGGGGGCUGGGAUUCCGACGGUCAAAGCUUCCGAACAUUUACAGUGGAAGUCAGCGACCAGUAAAGAUGGAGAGAACAGCUGCACUAAACGGACAACGUAUUCCUCCGCUCAGAGUUGGAGAAUUUAUACGGACAUUCCCAUUUAAUUCAGCCACUCUGAGGGCCUCGCAGCAUGAACUGGAUGUCAAGAUAGUCAUACAGGAGCUUCACAGGGUCACUGCUCAGUUAGCUACAUCAGGCAGGAAGUUGAGGAGAGAACAGGAGGAGGUGAAGAAAGAUGGUGAAGACGACUUUGAUUCAUUGCUGUGGGGGCCAAAGGAACCUCCAUUGCUCAGUCAAUUCUUCAAAACCACUUAGGGUUUGUUUGUUUCUGGGUUUGUUGCUGAGCCCUGAUUGUUUUUU